Messenger RNA from Lolium perenne, 4076 nucleotides. RefSeq lists its product as uncharacterized. Lineage: Eukaryota; Viridiplantae; Streptophyta; Magnoliopsida; Poales; Poaceae. The record is from RefSeq and is a predicted model, not a curated record.
GGGACAGUUUGGCUGUUCUGGUCCUCAUGUGCAUCAUCUCCUCCACCCCGAAACAAACCGCCCUCACGGCCAACAAUCACAUGCCACUGCCGGUUUGGUUUGCCUUAAUUCGAUCCGGCCCCUUCCUCCUCCCCUUCUCCCUCCUCCUGUCCCCCAUUGUUGUCCCCAGUUUCACUUGAGCUCCAGCUCCACUGUUACCUUCUCGCUAGCUAACACGAUAAUACCUCAGUGAAGUAUUCAGUGCGUACUGCUCACUACCAGUGUCCAGGGGCAGCCUUAAUAGCAAGCCAUCCUCGCCAUUCCCCAGCUAGUAGCCUGCACACAUGCACACUGCGCCGUGCAUUCACUUCACUGCCAAGCGCCCCCUCCCUCCAUCCCUCCUCACGCACGCAUUCAGUUCAGCACAGUGUGUCUGCUGCCGUCCUCUUCCCUGCGUCUCCAACGGCUGGUGCAGCUAGCCGAAUCUACCAAGGUAGACAUAGAAGGAUCGACAUCGAUGGUGUGGAAGAGCUGGGGAUGGAGGCUGCUACUGAGCGCCGCGCUGCUCCUCGCGGCGUCACCGGCGCUCCUCUGCCCCGGCGCUGCUGCUGCCAGCGACGUCUCGCUCACCUUGACCAGCGCCCCGCCGCGCAUCUCAAGGUCCGCGGCGGCGGUGUUCGCCUUCCGAGCUAUGCAGAGCAGUGGCUGGACCUGCGGAGAUUGCGCCAUCACCUGCAAGUUGGACGGUGAAAGCGCAUCAGAUUGCGGGGGAAGAUCCGGGAACGGCAACGGCACGGAGGUGGUGAGCUACGCAGGACUCAAGGACGGCAACCACACGUUCGCGGCGUGCGCGACGCCGGCAUCAGGGAGCGCCGACACGACCUGCGCCACCUACGCCUGGGAUGUUGACACUGUUCCGCCGACGGCGUCCGUGGCGGCGGAGUCGGCGUUCACGAGCGCGUCCAACCUCUCCGUGCUCAUCUCCCUCAGCGAGCCGUGCCCCGGCGCCGGCGGCUUCACCUGCAACGCCACCUACUGCAACCUCCUGGUGUACGGACCCGGCCGCGUGGAGCCGUCGACCCUGGAGGAGGUCGUGCCGGGGCUGCAAUACUCCGUCGUCGUGUUUGCGUCGCCGGAGGUGGAGUAUGGGCGGUUGAUCCUGGUGAUGCGCCGGGGGUUCUGCACCGACGUCGCCGGCCACCACUUCAGGAGGACCUCCAACUCGAGCUUCACCCUCCGCUUCGACAGGAGGAAGGACGCGAUGAACAUCACGGCGACCAUCCCCGAGAAGCUGCUGCAGAUCGAGGGCGCCACGAGGUUGGUCCAAGCCACCAACGACGACAGGGAGCUGAGGAUAUACAUGUCCUUCGCCGAGCCGGUGAUGAACUCCUCCGCGGAGAUCCUCGCCGCGCUCAGCGCGACCGGCGCCGUGCUGACGCCGACCAACAGGGCCACGCUCGGCAACCGUCGGUUCGGCUACGUCGUGAGCAAGAUAUCAGACACCGCCGUUGUGACCGUUGCGGUCGAUGCGAGUUCCAUAAUCAGCAGACAGGGAAGCCCGGUUUAUUCAUCUGCAGAACCCUUCACAUUUCUCUAUGAUAACCAAAGGCCUUCUGUUAAGCUCGCAACAUCGACCGUGAGGACAAGUUCUCACAACAUCCCGGUGUUGAUCAAGUUCGAAAAGCCCGUGUUCAACUUCAGUUCCUCCGCGGUUCAGGUUUCUGGGGGCAAACUAUUGAGCUUCCAUGAAGCUAGUAAGAGCAUAUACACAGUGCAGAUCCAGGCAGUUGACAAGCUGGUUUCGGUCCAGGUCGCUGAGAGCUCAGCUCAGGACGUCGCCGGGAAUCUCAACUUGGCGUCAGACCGCCUCCAAGUGAGACACUAUUCUGUCCCUGCAUCGUCGUCAUCCAUCGCGAUCAUCGCCACCGCAGUUUUUGCGGCGACCGCCGCCGUCGCCACACUCCUCACCGUCUCUACGUCAUCGCUCAUUGCGUCCGGGAGCAUAACGAGGCCUUCUUCAUACUCGAUCUCCGAACCAUCAAGAAACAUUCUGAGAAUGGCCUGCCACAUCCAGAUCUUCGCUCUGUCGAGAUGGCUGUCGAUAAACCUGCCGGUCGAGUACUACGAGCUGGCCAAGGGGAUCGAGUGGACCAUUCCCUACAUUCGCCUUCCAUGGGAAGGCCCGUCUGCAGAUCCAUUUGUGGGGUACUCCACCAUGCCUGCUAUUGCCUACUCGGAGCUGGUGGACAGGAUUGGUAUAGAGGCUGAUGCCUACAACCCUCGACCUGCACCUGCUGCUCAGCAGCAGAUUAUGCCGAUGCAGAUACCGGCAGACAGUGCGAUCCCACUGCAGAUACCGGCGUUGGAUGGGAAGCCGCUGACCGCCAUGGAGUACCGAGCAUUCUUUGAGAAUCAGGACAUGAAGCCUGAAGCACAGAUUAUCAUGAAGCUGCAAGAUUUGGACGGGUGGAAAUACUUUGGAAGAAACAUGCUUUGGCUUGCUGUGAUUGGGGGAGGCCUGAUCCUGCUACAUCUUCUUCUCCUCCUCUACUUGAGAAUACGAUACAGAGGAGGCACAGGAAACUACGGAGCGCUCGUCCUCCCAAGGUUUGAGAUCAUGCUUGCAUUUCUUGCAAUGCCAUGUAUAUCUCAGGCGUCUGCUGCACUCAUCAGAGGUGGGACUACCGGAGGCCUCGCCGUCGGGAUCGUGCUCAUUGGCGUAUUGACGGCCUUCUUGGUGGCCCUGCUGCUGUUCCUGUCGCUGGGCAUCACGACGGGCAGGCUCCUCCAGUACAAGGAGGUGCACCAGGAAGGGCAGGAGCACCGCUGGUACCAGGAGAUCAUCAGGCGGAUGCUGGGCCCCGGCAAGCGCGGGCAAUGGACGUGGAAGGACCCCGCCCGCGCCGCGCGGCUCGUCAAGCUCGGCCCGCUCUUCGAGGACCUGCGCGGCCCGCCAAAGUACAUGCUGACGCAGAUCGUCGUCGGCAGUAGCGGGAAGCGCGCGGCGGCGGACCAGCGGAUCAUGGCGUCGGAGGACGAGAAUGAGGACGCGGAGGCGCCGCUGCUGCAGAAGGUGUUCGGCAUCCUGAGGAUCUACUACACGCUCAUCGAGUCGGUGAAGCGGGUGGCGCUGGGUAUCGUGGCGGGCGCGCACGCGUCAUCGGGGCGGUCGUCGCGGGCGCACGCGGUGGUGGUUCUUGCGCUCGCUUCCUUCCAGCUCUUCUUCAUACUGCUCAAGAAGCCCUUCAUCAAGAAGCGGGUGCAGCUGGUGGAGAUCGUGGCGGUGGCCAGCGAGGUGUUCGUCUUCGCCGCAUGCCUCGUGCUCAUCGACAGGAACAGCGGCGAGCUCGAGGACGUCGAGGAGAGCGGCGCCGUGGGGAUCGCCAUGCUCGGAGUGUUCGCGCUGGCGUUCGCGGCGCAGGUGUGCAACGAGUGGAACGCGCUGUACCGGCAGGUGCAGUACCUCAGCGCGGACCGGAGCUCCUUCCUGGAGGGAGCCAAGGCGGCGUCCGUCGGGCUGCUGCUGCUGGUCCUCCCUUCGUCGGCGCUGGGCGACCGCCUGCAGACAACGGCGACGGAGCAGUCGACGCCGGAUAGCGGCUCGGGUGGUGGCCAGGGGGUGCAGGGCGAGGCGCUGAGGAGUUCGAACGAGCGGUCCUGGCUUGGGCAGCUGCGGGAGAUGGCCAAGGCGAGCUUCAGCAGGGACGGCGAGGACCCGUCCACCAGCAGCGCCUACAAGGGGAAGCGAAGCCGGAGCUCCUCCGUGACGUCGCAGUCGGCGGACGCCAAGGCCAAGGGAGAGUGGAGGCCCAAGUCCAAGGCACUCUACAAGGAUCUGGAGGCCAUCUUCUCCAACAGGUAAUGAAGUGAGCAACUGAGCACGCCUCGAUCGCCUUCAUGGUUUGGUUAGCCAGACACUGCAUAUAUACUCCUACUAGCAAUAGAAGAAAGAUGCCGAUUAAUCUGACACAAAAUCAUCACUAGGAGAAUGUUGGUGUGUUGUAGCGCUACUGUCAAGAUCAUUCAUAAUUUCAUAUGUCCAUGAUAGAAUGUAUUCUUCAUAUUCAGUUAGCAGGAAAUGCAAAGGAAUUCAGUUA